UUAGGCAGUUAGGCGUCGGGAAUUCCCAGAAGUAAGUACUAUUUUUUCUCGGCUCUCGUAUUUGAAGCGCGUCUGCAGCGGCGCCUCCAAUCGCAAAUGUCUAUUGCGUUUCGUGGAAAAGGAUAUGGCGAUGGCUACUGAAACCCUCAACCCCUUUCAAAAUGGUGGGAGUAUUGAAUGUUGCGGUAAUUGCCGGGAUGAAUCAUCGCGAUAUUUGGACACAGGCAAUGGUUCUGCUGGGCAAAUGAGCGUACAUAAACAGCAUCAUUUAUACGCGUGUAAGCCGUUGCGGAGUUUGCCAAAACGCCAUUCCUCAACUGAUUCUGGAUAUGUUUUGGAUACAAUUGACGAGUGUUGUUGCCAUUGUAAUGGAAAAUCAACAGGUAGUGAUAUUGGAAUUGCGAUGUCAAGGAAUUCAUCAGGAAAUGAUAUGCACUUACCAGCCAAUGGAUCGGAAAAUGCAAUAAGAUGGCCAGAUGAAAAACAUAUUUGUGGCUGUGGGUAUGCAAACUCACCGCGUGAUAUGGCAGUAGUGCCAAAUGACACACAAUGUUCAUGCUCGAAAAGCCAAAUGAAUUGUAGCCCAGCGAUUUAUGGCACUACCUCGCUAACAUGCGGAUCAAAAAACCUGUCAUCACCGAGCAAAUCUGCGAGAACAAGAAGCAAAUCAGAAAGUUGCUGUGAUUCCGAAUCUACAGUUUUCCCGUCACGAAGGAGUGAUGCAUACUUAUUGCAUAAUGGGUCACCAACUCAUGACAGCUACUCUGUAGCAAUGACAAAAGAUGAAUGUCAAACAGCCAUGCCACGAGGCAAGAAACGUCGCUUUCCAAUGCCAUACAAAUUAAUGUGUAUACCGCUAAUCAUCUCCGCGACGGCAAUAGCAUUACACUUUUACAACUUUUCAAGACUACAAGAGUUGGAAAAUAAGAUUAAAAUCUUCGAAAAGAAUGAGAGUAAAAACAAUAUCUCGCCAAAAGCAGCUUUCUCCCACGCGGGAAUGAUGAUGCGAAAUAGUGGACAUAAAGAGGAUGAUGUCCGUCCACACGCUCAUUUGAUUUUAAAACACGAAGAAAAUAUUGCAUUGACCGAAUGGAGUCAACACAUUCUAGCAUGGACACCGCAUAUUGUAGAAGGACAAACAUCCCUAAAAUAUGAUGAAAAAAAUCGGUGCCUAACCGUAUAUGAAACCGGCAUUUACUUCGUAUAUAACCAGAUUUAUGUUCAUCGCCACCUCAAAGAACCUUCCAAAGGUAUGACAGGUGUUUCUAACCACACGAUGUUUCACACAAUAUUCAAUAAACCGUUCAAUUAUCCUUCCGAUCGAACUCCAAUGGUCGUUACAGAAAGUAGUUUGGGUCAUUGCUGGAAUGAAAAUGCUGACACUCAGAUCCAUACAUCGUAUCAAGGUAUUAUUGUAAAAUUGCAAGUGAACGAUCAACUACUUGUUGCAUUGAAAGAUUUUAAUGAUCACGUGGACCAACUCGAUCCAAAAUCAACGUUCUUUGGUGUAUUCAAGCUAUAAGUAUAUCACCAAUCCAGCAUGAGCAAUACUCAAGUCCCAUCUAACAAGCUUGAGUUACACACAUGAAAAAUCUGUUUUAACUACAGAUAAUGGUGGGAUUUUAGUUGUACAACAGCGGUAUAACCAGCGUCAUUACUGAUAACUGAGCAAUACGAACAAACUCUUAGACAAACAACAAACUCUACAACAAAGAAAUUUCCAUAAUCGGCCCUCAGGCAAACUUGCUUUAUUAGUAUAAACAGAUGGAGACAAUAAACCCAGACAGUAUUUGUAAGCUAUAAAUUAAUAACAACCAACGUUCUUAGUUAAACCUUAGACUGUUGGACUUUAGACUAAUAUUAAAAGUGAAACACAAUCAUAUGUAAUUGCUUUAACCUGGUUAUUUUGCUUGGUCAUGAAUGGUAUAUAUAUAGACCUUGUUAUUGCGUGCUAUAUUCAAGCAUGGUCAAUACUUUUCAAUAAUUUAUCUUAUAUAAACAUUACAUACAAUUCUCGGCAGAAUAGUUAAUUAUUAACUAAUCUGAAAAGUUAGAUAUUCAACCAAACAGAAUUUCAAAAUACAAUCAUGCGAUGUUUUUUUGCUCAGUCCAUUUGCAGCGCAGGGCCAGAAAUGACUGUGUGUCCCGCGGUUCAAUGUUAAAUAUUAACUACUCCAUGUAUCAUAGAAUUCUUGGACUUAAGUCAAAUACUAUGACUUAGGAAUCGAUGUUCAAAUAUUUAUUGAGCACACACAAACAACAAUAACAAUCCUAGCCAAUAUGUUAUGUUCAUAUGCCGUUAGGAAAACAUUUGUUGUGUUUCAAUGUACAGAACUGUGAAGGCUGCCAAAAAAGAACGAAUUCAAAUAAAAAAGAUUUUAAGAUAACUGACUUUAAAGGUGUAUAACCCAUCUUUCCUUGCUACAUCAGAUUUUUAAUUAGAAUCAAGUAUGAAUGCUUGAUUACAUGCAAACAUUAUUUAAACGACCGUUAUCCUUAGUCUGCAUAUAAAAAAUAUCUUUCCAAAAUUUGCUUAAAUAAUGUUGUGAGCAAAUGAAUAGUUCUCACUCAUUAGCGAAGUUGUGAGAAAGUUUGAAUCGGCAGAUAAAUUUACGUAAAAUGUUUUAAUGUGACAUGAUUUAGUCAUUGAAAUGGUAUUUAUUGCAAAUAUGAGUUAUGAAUUGCCAAAAUUCAGGGUUGACGACAAUUCAAUUCUGCUACGAUGCCUGUUUAGAUAUCACAAAAUCAGUCAAUGACAUCUUAGUCGUCGAUCAAUGCGUAGAAUUGAUUUCUGACUUAUAUAGUUCGUGAAUGAGAUACCGUUGUUGUCGUAUAUUUUCAUCAAUGCAAUUUGUUUGAGAUCUGCGUGCCUUUGAAGCCUAUUUUUAUAUAACACAUUUUGAUGGGUAGUUUCUCGUGCCAUAUUUUUCUAAUUUUGUAUAUUUUUCAUUUUAAUCCUUUUUUUUGCUAUUUGUUCCAUUAAGUUCAACGCUUCUUACAUUAAUUUGCUACAUUACACGAUUAACAAUUCCUACAAUUCCAAUUUUAUAAACGGUGAAAAGAAUUAAUGACUUACUAGCUGAAAACCGAAAACUUUUACUCGAUGCUUUUUAUUACCACAUUCGAUUUUUUUGGCAAAUCUUUUUCUAGUUAUUCAUGAACUGUGAACGGAGUCAAGAGUUUCAUAUCCGAAUAAAUUUAUUUUUAAUAUCCUAUAAUGAGCCAAAGACACUAUUUCGGGUCAGUUUAUUUUUUUAAUUUUUAUCACGCGAUUAUCUGAUAAUGAAGAUUUAAUUCUCUUGUGUGAUUACACUCAACUAACUCAUAUACAUUUAUACUUCCUUUAAUCUGUUUCUCCUAACACGAUUUUUAUCAAAACGAAAUCAGCAAACGUAUCUUUUCACCUCAUUUUAAUAUAUGUGUUGAUUAGACUGGUCGCACAUUUUUUGUGUCAACCCAAAAGUGCCUU
This is a messenger RNA of Styela clava, 3469 nucleotides long. RefSeq lists its product as uncharacterized. Lineage: Eukaryota; Metazoa; Chordata; Ascidiacea; Stolidobranchia; Styelidae. Gene Ontology annotation, biological process: immune response. Gene Ontology annotation, cellular component: membrane. Gene Ontology annotation, molecular function: tumor necrosis factor receptor binding. The record is from RefSeq and is a predicted model, not a curated record.